This is a messenger RNA of Oryzias latipes (Japanese medaka), 1843 nucleotides long. RefSeq names its product leukocyte elastase inhibitor. The record is from RefSeq and is a predicted model, not a curated record. Gene Ontology annotation, molecular function: nucleic acid binding; serine-type endopeptidase inhibitor activity. Gene Ontology annotation, biological process: DNA integration; negative regulation of endopeptidase activity. NCBI's taxonomy places the organism in Eukaryota, Metazoa, Chordata, Actinopteri, Beloniformes, Adrianichthyidae.
AUGUGCACGGGUGAAUUUUAACCCGACCAUUGAUCCGAUCAAGAUAUUCUGCCCACGUAACUGCUGCUAUUGUCAUUUGUUAAAGGCACAUAAUUAGACCAUCAUUUCUAAUGCAUAGGUUGCUGCAGCAGAUUAAGCCUCAUCAAAUAGACAAAAGAAAAAAAUCCUUAUUAAUGGAAAAGUUAAUGGGACAAAUUCAGGAAAUUAAAUGAUGACUGACAGAAUGCUCCAUGGUCCUUGAAUUUCUGCCUGGAAUUUAAUCUUUUUGGUUUUAACCACAUAUUUCUAUCACUCUCUCAGGUGAUGAAACUUCGAAUACAAACUGCAAUUUGUUGCAACUGAUGGCUUUGUUCUUCAGAUGUCAGUGAAACCACAAAGUCAAAUUAACACACAAAUAAACAAACUUAAAUACCACGUUUAGAUGUGACAAAUUAGAUUAACGAAAACGAAAAUACUGGCUGCAUACACCAAGAAGUGUUCAAGGAACCAGUUUUGUUCCUGUUCACCUCUUGGAACUUGGACUUGGAACUAAGACACAAAGACACUAUGGCAUCCAUCAAUCCUCUCUCCAAGGCCAACAUCAGCUUCUCUCUGGCUAUGUUCAGACAGCUGAGUGAGGACCACAGAACUACAAACAUCUUCUUCUCUCCGUUCAGCAUCUCUUCAGCUCUGGCUAUGGUGAUGCUGGGAGCCAGAGGUGACACAGCCACUCAGAUGGCUGAGUGCUUGAAGACCCAGGACUGUCAGGAGGAAGUCCACACUCUGUUCCAACAACUACUGGAGGAGCUGAACAAGCCAAGAGCUGGGUUUCUGCUCAGUGUUGCUAACAGGCUGUAUGGAGAGCAGUCUUUCCUCUUCCUUAAGGAGUUCUUAAAACAAACCAGCAGCUGCUACAAUGCAGAACUGGAGUCUGUGGACUUUAGAAACAAAUAUGAAGAAGCCAGGAUCAAGAUCAACAGCUGGGUGGAGAAGCAGACCCAAGAUAAAAUCAAAGAUCUGGUGGGGGAAGGCAUUCUGAACAACACCACCACUCUGGUGUUGGUCAACGCCAUCUACUUCAAGGGAACCUGGGAUCAACAGUUUCUGGGUAUUCGGACGGAAGAUGCUGAGUUUAGACUCAAUAAGAAAGACAAAAAUCCUGUGAUGAUGAUGAGACAGGAGGCCAAGUUCCCUUAUGUUAAAAUUCCUGAAAUCGACUGUCAGAUCCUGGAGAUGCCUUACGAGGGGAAGGAGCUGAGCAUGCUCAUCUUUUUACCACGGGAAAUACUAGAUGAGAGCACAGGACUGGAGAGGCUGGAGAAACUAUUGACCUACGAGAAAUUCAUGGAGUGGACUUCUCCAGAGAAAAUGGAUCUGACUAAAGUCGAUGUUCGUCUUCCUCGAUUCAAGAUGGAGGAGAAGUAUAACUUAAAGAAAGUGCUGACCCGCAUGGGCAUGGUGGAUGCUUUUGAUCAAGCAAAGUGCAAUUUCUCAGGAAUAUCUGCAGCCAAAGAUUUAUACCUGUAUGAUGCCAUCCACAAAGCGUUUGUGGAGGUGAAUGAGAAGGGAACUGAAGCAGCUGCUGCCACUGCAAUGUUUAUGUGUAAUUCUUCUGGUAAUUUGAAACAGCAAUACUUUACUGCUGACCACCCUUUCCUCUUCUUCAUCCGUCAUAACUCCAGCAUGAAUAUUCUGUUUGCUGGACGUUUCUGCUCUCCUGAGUGAGAGCUGUGAUCUUCAAAGAAAACUCAGCCAGCUAAUAUAUACAUUUAUUGCAACAGCUGGAACAGAUUUCUUUAUUUCAAAGAUUGAUUUUUUCUUUUCAUUUCAGCAUUUAAGUGAAAAUUGUAACAUUUAAUAAAGC